AUGUCGAGUUUUGAUCAGGUGAGCAUCCAAACAGAAGACUAUGUGAUGACCGACACCUGCCCCACCCCUGUCCGCUCUCUGUCUAGUUCCACGCUAAGCCUGGAUCUCACAUCACUUCAAGAUCCAUCUUCUCCCACACACAAACACAGGAAGAGUUCUGAGGAGAAGAGUGGAGUUCUAAACCGUAUUGGAAGCUUUUUCACUCGGAAGAAAAAAAGCAGAAUCGCAUCGGAUGACAGGGAUGAAAAUUUGUCACCGGAGGCAAACAGCCCAACCAGGUACUCAAGAUCAGAGGAACUGAGAUGGACUCAACACAAAGAGAUUGACGAUUCAGUGUUUGGGCCGGAGAAUAGAAGUCCCAGUGUGUGUAGCGUAGCCUCUAUUGUUGCAGAUGGAGGAGACUUGCCUUUUGCCGACAGCGGCAGUAGUGGACGAGGGAGCGUAAAAGAGGUGGAAGUGUUCAAGGUAAACCGGGUUGAAACCUCCAGUGACAAGAGAACCGAGAAUCUGGUGAAGGAGGUGAACAAGAAGCUGAAGGUGUACCUGGAGGAGACAACAGAUACAAAAAUAAAGAAAUGUGCAGAUGUCCCUAUACACACCCCUGACACGCCAAAGUCCCCCGCGGUCUCAAGCGGGACGGAGAGUAAAAAGACAGUUUUGAAAACCACCAUCACAGGUGGUGGGAAUUACACCGCAUUGAUUGGGGUGACUCUGGGAUCACAGUCCAGAAACUCAUCAUCCUCUGAUGGUCAGCCUGGAGAACCAACAGGAACAGACAUGGGGAAGAAAAACGGCGCCAAACGAAAAUCACGCAAACUAAGCAAUCAAGAAAGCAAUAAUGAGCUUCUCGCCCCAAUGAACACCACUACCCCUGAGGCAAAGGAGAGGUCAGUGCAAUCAUCUCCCUCACCUGGUCAAGUACACAGAGCUGUGUGGGCGGAAACUCACCUGACAGAGGAGGAGAGUGAGAGCUCCAUUACUGACUCACUUUCUUCUACAGAACCUGCUCUGGCCAGCCCAGCAGAGAGUUAUUCUGCCCUCUGUGCAGCUCCUAGCAACACUUCUGCUCCUUCUCGAGCUGCAGAGCCAGCCAUCUUCACCUUACAUGCUUCAAAAGACAGCAUUGAACCACCAGAGGAGGAAACUCGAGACAGCCUCAUUCCUAAACACCUGCAUGCUGAGAGCAAUGAAGAGAAACGCAGUAGCUUGAAACUGUUAAAGAGUGAGAAAGUCUUUGCUAAAAGAGUGUUUGUUGGUUCUCAGUCAAGCCUAGGCGGGGAAGAACAAGCUGAAACGAAGACCCAAAGUGGGACUAACUUGGAUAUAACGCAGAAUGUACAGCAGGUUAAGUGUGGCGUUCAGUCACCCAUAACGCCACCACCAGAGGUGGUGCCAACCCCAGGAGAUCGAAAGGACAUAUCGCUGUCUCAUGCUGUCACCUCUGCAAAAGAGGGGCUUGGUGAUUUGCCAGAUUGUGGCAAUGUAAAGGCAGGACCUGGUGAUUCAGUACAGAGCCCAUCCACACCUCCACCUCUUCCUACUUUCUCAGAAGUCAAGCUGCCUGAUGUUUUGGAAAAAUACAUGAAUAAAGGCAAAGAAGCUAACACCAUGAGCCAACAAAGGCCUGACACUGGCUCUGUCCCUGCAUUGGAUUUGAAUCUCACUUCCAACAAAUUUAAUUCAAGCAUGGGACUGCAAGGCAUAUCAGUAGUAACAUCUCCAUCCAACAGCACUCAGCAGAUUCCACUGCCCACAACCAGCAGUCUCUCACCAACAUACACAGAGACAUCUGGUGUCAGAGGCUUCCACAGACGCCCUGGAAAGAUUGUGAUAUACCAGCAAGCUCAUUUUGGAGGAGUGGCAUACGAGGUAUUCAGAGACGCAGAGGAUGCCACCUCCCUAAACCUCUCUCCACUCAUCUCCAUAAAGGUCAUUAGAGGAUGUUGGCUGCUGUAUGAAAAGCCAGGCUUCCAGGGCCGGUCCAUUGCACUGGAGGAGGGGCCAGCAGAGAUAGCAAAUGAGUGGGCGGAGACAGAGCCCAGUGGGGAAGUGCUGCCAAACGGCCUGCCGCUCCCAACCACACCCAUGGUUAUUGGCUCCAUUAGGCUUGCAUUAAGGGACUAUACCACACCAAAAAUCGACCUGUUCACAGAGCUGAAUGGGAUGGGACGAGUGUCUUCAUUCUGCGAUGACACCAUAGAGACCUGUUCAUUUGGUAUUCCUCAGAGUACUGGGUCCAUUAAGAUUCACAGUGGAGUAUGGCUGGUCUUUAGUGACCCAGGUUUCCAGGGUCUUUUGGCUGUUUUGGAGGAAGGAGUAUAUCCCUGCCCUCAGGACUGGGGCUUUCCCACCCCUUUUGUAGGAUCACUGCGGCCCUUGAAAUUGGGUGAAAUUAAGGUGGAAAAUCCCAAUGAAAUUAAGGCGGUACUCUUUGAAAAUCCAGUGUUCCAAGGGGAGUGCUUAGAGAUCGAACGGGACAUUUACAACUUUGAUGAAGGAGAGGAAGAGAAGAAGGAUGAAGAAGAUGAAAAUAAGAGUCCUGACAGCAUCAGGAGAAAGAGACUAAAGUCUGUCGGCUCACUGAAGAUCUUGAGUGGCCUCUGGGUAGGAUAUUCUGCACCAAGGUUCGAGGGUCGCCAGUACCUUCUGGAGGAAGGAGAGUAUGCAGACUUCACUGACUGGGGUGGACUGGAAGACAGGCUCCUGUCUAUACGUCCUGUGUUAGCAGAAUUCAUGACUCCUCACGUGAGAAUGUUCAGUGAGCGGGAUUUCAGUGAGAGAGGGAUGAAUGUGGACCUGCUGGAACCUGUCAUUAGCAUGGAAGCCACUGGCUUUGGCAUAAAGACACAAUCAGCGGAAGUCCUCUCUGGCGUGUGGAUAGCAUUCGAGAAGGCAUGCUUCUCAGGUGAGCUGUACGUUUUAGAGAAGGGUCUCUAUGGGAGUCCAGAGGACUGGGGAGCACACAACUGCAAGAUCUUGUCCAUUCAGCCUGUGGUUUUGGAACAGGCUGAAGGACUGUCCAGAUAUAAGAUGCAGUUGUUUGCCGAACCAGGGUUCAAGGGAGCAAUGCAGGCUUUAGAUGAAAGUGUGGCGUUCCUGCCGGAGGGCUUCUACCCAAUGUCCUGCAAGGUUUUGGCUGGGAGCUGGGUGGUGUUCGAUGGCCCACAGUUCACUGACAACAUGUAUGUACUGGAGGAAGGAGAAUACGCUAAUCCCGAUGCUCUGGGCUUACUCAACUCAAACUGCAAAAUCAGCUCUGUGCACACUGUAGGACAUGAGUUCUCUAUGCCCUCCAUCACACUCUUCUGUAAAUCUGGCUUCAGAGGACGUAAAGUGGUUCUGACCGAUGGCGUUUUGAAUCUGUCUCUGGCUGGCAUUGAUGGGCGGGUCAACUCUCUAUUGGUCAAUGGAGGAAUCUGGGUGUUGUAUGAAUACAGCAAAUUCCGUGGUCGUCAGGUCCUGCUCCAUCCCAGCGAGAUCGGUGAUUGGCAGAAGUUCCAAGGCUGGGAGCAGAUUGGCUCUCUGCGUCCGUUACUACAGAAACGUGCUUAUUUCCGGCUGCGUAGUGCCGAAACGGGCUGCUUGAUGUCUCUGACUGGAUCACUGGAUGAUUUAAAGCUGCUCCGGGUGCAAGUGCUGGAGGAAACUGGUGGUCCAGAGCAGAUAUGGGUUUAUGAGAAUGGACUUCUGCGCUGCAAGAUGGUCGAGGACUGUUGUGUGGAGACAUCUGGAGGUGUGGUGAUGGCAGGUGGCAGGUUGAAUAUCUCACCUGAACCAGGCAAAGACAAUCAGUUCUGGAGCAUCACAGGAGACGGAAUCAUACGCAACAACCUCAAGCCUGACCUUGUGCUGGAGGUCAAAGGUGGCCAACAGUAUGAUAAAAACCAGGUGAUUCUAAACACCUUUGAUGAGCAGAAAACCAACCAGAGAUGGACUGUGGAAAUCCUUUAGUGCUUGGGUCAAAACAGAGGCCGUUUCUCUAACUCCUGCUAUUCAGCAGAAACCCUAAAAUGUCUGAGGCUGUUGUGCACUGAGAAGAUUAUGUAAAUCUAAACCCCAAAAAUGGCUCAGAUGAGUCUUUGUCACUGAUGGGAUUAUUAUCCAGAGAUGAGAAUGUGUGGGGGACCAAACCUUUUGAAAUCAUCCAUCUAGAUUACAGUUGUCUUCGGACGUUCAACUGAAGUUCAUCGACUGCAUCAAGGACCCUAAUGAGACCUGCCUCAGUUUCAACAUAUUUUGUGCUAGUACUUUUUUGUUGUUUACUCUGCAUUGACCUAGAAACACAAAGUACUGUCCUGCUUGCAAUGCAAUGAUAUUACCAAAGAGGGCGCAGUAGCAUAACGAUUUGUAUGUAGCUGCACUUUAGCUGACCUUGUUCAUCUUUCGUGUCAGCAAAGAGUCGAGGUUAAUUUAGUUUAAUAUGUCCCAGUUUACCCCUUGCAUGUCCUAAUUACACUUUAUAGGGGCAAAAAGCACCUUCUUUCAUUCAUAAGUAGCUGUGUAUUCUGACUAAAUUAUUUUGUGCAAGAAAUGUAUAAGUUAUAGAUACUUAGUAUAGUCAUAUACUACUAGUAAUUAGUAUAAUAGAUGUUUUACUAGUGCCUUAAAAGCUCCUAAAAGCUUGAAAUAGAUUUUUUUUUUCUUUCAUGUCAAAUCUCAGGAUGGUCACUAGUAAAGGGCUUGUUCAUGGUCUUGUGGUGCCAGCAGUCAUGACAUUAUUUUCUUGUGGCUCCAGAGUAAUUAAUCACAUUAAUGGCUCAGUGGAUCAGAACUAAGUGCCCAUGAGCAAAAA
Messenger RNA from Sinocyclocheilus grahami, 4792 nucleotides. Its product is annotated as absent in melanoma 1 protein-like. The record is from RefSeq and is a predicted model, not a curated record. Bases 1 to 3951 code for a protein of 1316 amino acids. Gene Ontology annotation, biological process: visual perception; lens development in camera-type eye. Gene Ontology annotation, molecular function: structural constituent of eye lens. Lineage: Eukaryota; Metazoa; Chordata; Actinopteri; Cypriniformes; Cyprinidae. The transcript has 22 exons.